AUGGCCACGCUACGGAACCACACGGGUAAUGAGAAUUCCGGCCAGGACUCGCCUUUGCAACGCAGGAAAAUGGGCAUUGAUAUGAAGAACAGCGGCCGCGCGCGUCGAGAGCAGCGGAGUGUGGCACUGCUCGGCACCAAGGUGCAGCCGCAUCAUUUUGCUCCCCUGCCGGGAAAUCUGGAACUAGCCCGCUUCUAUGUGGACCUGCACGCUCUGAUGGGCGCCUUAGACACCGAGGGCUCAGGGGCGGAAGUCCUUUGGUCCUGCGUGGCGCUCAUCCAGCACUGUAGUCGCAACCUGGAGGCUCGCCGGGCCAUUGUGGUCAAGUUCUGUUUUGUGCCGCUGCUGGGAAUGAUUCUGCGCCGCACCCAGCGGGCGGAACGUGUCCACCGGCUGCUGGUACUUCUGCAGGAUUUGACCUACGGCAUACAAAUCGACUGGGAGGAGCCCUACCUGGCAGCCCUGCUAGAGCACCUGGCAGAGAUAGUACACGGAGUAGAGGAUGGCUCUGACAACGGGAACGGCACCUCCUCCAGCAAGGCCGACGAGGAGGAGAACUCGCACGCCCUGCUAGCUCUUUCUAUUCUGGUUAACCUCUGCUACAAGAACUUUGCCGUGCUGUUCCUCUUCCAAAGGAUUGUAAACAUCUCUGGAUUCUGUCGCCGCAUCCAAAACUAUGGUCUACUGGCUUACAAAAUGCUAAUUAUCCUCUCGGAGGAGGUUCAUGCCUUUGAGCAGCGGGAACUCCACACCUUCCUCCGUACAGCCUUCGCCGGCAUGGAGGACUGUCUUAAGCACUGGAACGUGGCGCAGUUAAGGCACAUUGUGGACUUUUUGCUUGACUCCCAGUCCCACGCCGGCCUGCACAGGGCCAUGCUCUCGCACAGUCAUUACUGCGAGGAUGUGGAAAAGCUGUUGGAUGUAAGAUUAACAUUUUGA
Messenger RNA from Drosophila bipectinata, 939 nucleotides. The record is from RefSeq and is a predicted model, not a curated record. Lineage: Eukaryota; Metazoa; Arthropoda; Insecta; Diptera; Drosophilidae.